This is a messenger RNA of Somion occarium, 1299 nucleotides long. The record is from the annotation of a GenBank genome assembly. Lineage: Eukaryota; Fungi; Basidiomycota; Agaricomycetes; Polyporales; Cerrenaceae.
AUGUAUUGUAAGGUCCGACCGCCGGGCCGUGGCGGCGGGAUAUUCGCCGAGACAACGGCCUGCUCUCGACGUUCACGCUUAACAUUCACUAUCACUACGGCCAACUCAUUCAAAGCUUGUCCUGUGCAGGUACCAUUACCGAACUAUAUGUCAAGCAGGGCAAACGAUUAUUACUCCGGUCGCAGAAGGAGCCGUAGCCGAAGCAGGAGUCGUGACCGUCCAUUCAAAGAUGAUCAUGACAGAGGGGACCGCUCGCGAGAUAGAGGUGGGGAUUUGGAUGGACGUAGAGUAAGGGAAUAUGAUGUAGAAGGCCAGAAACGAUACAAAUAUCGAGAAGACGACCGCUCACGUCCACGCACACGAAGUCCAGUACAACGAAGGUCUCGCUCUCCUUCUCGGUCCCGAGACAUGGGAGAAGAAAAGAGAAGACCACGCAGUCGCUCAAGAGAACGUAGACGCAGGUCUCGCUCAAGGUCUGCUUCUCUGUCGAGUCGCUCAUCGUCUAGUUCGUCCGACCACAAACGGCAUAAACGCAAGAAGGACAAACAGAAGAGAAAGCGAAGCCGUAGCCGGGAUAGGGAGAAGAAGGAACGGAAGAAGGAGAAGAAAAGGGAGAAGAAGAAGAAGCUUGGUGCUGUAAGCCACCAGUGGGGCAAGUACGGCUUAAUCAAUGAAACAGACUUGUACAAUAAAGAGCAAGAAUUCCGAUCUUGGCUAGUCGAAGAACGCAAAAUCAACCCUGAAACUAUCAACAAAGAACAAACUAAGAAGGAGUUUGCACGUUUCGUCGAAGACUUCAAUACAGCCACACUUCCACACGAAAAGUUCUACGACAUGUCAUCAUACGAACGCCGAAUGGACGCGCUGCGUUCUGGUGCAUUCGUACCCCCUCAAGACGAUGGGUACAACCCCGAUGCCGACUUGCGCGCAUUGCAGAGUACACAUAAGCGUAAGGCGACCGAACAGGAUACGUUCAUGAGUAGAGAGCAGCUCAUGGAGCUCAGGAGGGUUCAGGCAGAACGGAUUGAGGCUGGCAAGAUGAAGUUAUUGGGCAUGGACGUCAAGCAGAACAUGGGUGUCCGUAUGGACGGGAGUGUAUUCGAGUGAUCUCUACACGUAGUAUUUGGUUUCAUUUAUGGACUUUGCUCAUCCUGCAGGCUUUUCCUAUCUGUACAUUAGGUUCGGCUUUCGUCAUUAUUACUGUACUUGAUGUUAAGUUUCCCUUGAUAUUUCAAGUCUCAGCCCUUUAGCGGCUAGUAAUGCGAAAUCCAGAACUAAGGUACUUACAUCCAAUUAGUC